AUGUCAUAUCCCGGCAGACGGAGGGUUUACUUGCUGCUUCUGUUCAUCAUCUUUUCAGUGCUACAAAUAUGGAUUCUUAGCAGUGACCAUUGCAGUAUAAGAUCAACAACACCACCGCCGCCGCCACCACCACCACCACCACCAAGUUCAGAUGCAGUUAAAAGAUCAGAGCUUCACAGAAAGUUCUUCAAUGGCAGAUUUCCUCAUCUCUCCACAGACAAAAACUUUCAAGAAAACAAAAGAGUUGUACCAAGUUGCCCAGAUCCUCUUCACAAUUAA
Lactuca virosa is the source of this 279-nucleotide messenger RNA. NCBI's taxonomy places the organism in Eukaryota, Viridiplantae, Streptophyta, Magnoliopsida, Asterales, Asteraceae. The record is from the annotation of a GenBank genome assembly.